AGUGCUGAUGGGGUUAAAUGGGAAGGAGGAGAACUUGCUCUGUGAAAUCUAAUUCUGCCCCUCUCUUGACCCAACAACCAGUAAACCUUCCUUGCUUCCAGUCCAGCCAUGGAGAACAGCAGCAGCAGCAAGUUCGACAGCCCCACCAACAUAUCCCUGGUGGGCAGCGAUAGCCCACUGGAUGUUCUCGAAUACAAGGUCAUCUCCGUCUUCCUGGUGUUGGGCAUCUGCGGAGUUGGCAUCAUUGGCAACGUCAUGGUGGUGCUGGUGGUCAUCACCACCCGUGAGAUGAGGACUCCCACCAACUGCUACUUGGUUAGCCUGGCUGUGGCUGAUCUGAUGGUUCUGGUGGCUGCUGGCCUGCCCAACAUCUCUGACAGCCUGGCAGGAACGUGGAUCUAUGGGUUUGCCGGGUGUCUUGGCAUCACCUUCUUUCAGUACUUGGGCAUCAAUGCAUCAUCCUGUUCCAUCACUGCCUUCACUGUGGAAAGGUACAUUGCUAUCUGCCACCCAAUGAAAGCGCAGGCGAUGUGCACAGUGUCGCGGGCCAAGCGCAUUAUCACCUUUGUCUGGAUCCUCACCUCAGUGUACUGCACCCUGUGGUUUUUCCUGGUGGACAUUGCUGUCAACAAAAGCCAGCAGCUGGAGUGCGGCUACAAGGUCUCCCGCAACCUCUACCUGCCCAUCUACCUCCUCGACUUCGCCCUCUUCUUCGUCACCCCUUUGUUCCUCGCCACAGUGCUCUAUGGUCUCAUCGGGAGGGUCCUCUUCCACAGCCCCAUCCCACACCAGCCCACUGCCUGCACCCAACGCUGGCAAGACCAGAGUUGCAAAGUAAGGAUCGGCAAAGAGAGGAAUGGCACAGAGGCCAGCCGGAGCAAGGCCAGUGGCUCAAGAACCAGAGUGCCUGUCUCCUCCAGGAAGCAGGUGACCAAAAUGCUGGCCGUGGUGGUAGUCCUCUUUGCCCUCCUCUGGAUGCCCUACCGGACUCUGGUUCUGGUGAACUCCUUCAUGGAGCGCCCCUACCUGAACCGCUGGUUCAUCCUCUUCUGCAGGGUCUGCGUCUACGCCAACAGCGCCAUCAACCCCAUCAUCUACAACCUCAUGUCCCAGAAGUUCCGCCUGGCCUUCAAAAAGCUCUGCAAGUGCGGGAAGGUGGAGCAGCAGCCAAGGCACAGAUUCUAUGCAGCCUCCAGCAUGAAGAAGGAACCUGACGCUCCCCCGCAUGGGGACAUCAAGGCUAAGGGGCCACCGUCCCCAGGAGGAGGUGAAGAGGAGGACUUGCCUGCUUUGGAGCAGGUGCCUGCACCUGAGAAAGAGAAGGAGCCGUAUUUCAGCGUGCUCUAAAUGCCCCAGUUCCCCUUGCCUCGCUCCUUUCUCACUUCCCAGUAAAGGACUUGCUUUACUUCUCCUAGUAAACUAGAUCCAUAGGAAGAGAGGAAGCUGACUUAGACCAAGUCAAACCACUGGUUUAUCCAAUUCAGAAUUGCCUACACUGACGUGGUUUCUACCUGGAGAUGCCAGGGAUUGAACCUUCUGCAUGCAAAGCAAGUGAUCUCACUGAGCCAUGACACUUCCUUUAAAUAUAAUAAGAUCUCAUGGUUCUUGUUUAAAUAGGAAGAGAGGAAUUUGCCUUCUACUGAGUCAAUCUGUCUCAGGAUUGUCUUCACUGGCUGGCAGAGGCUGUCCAGGAUUUCAGACUGGCGACAUUCCCAGCCCUAUGUGGAUAUGCUGGGGAAUGGGCCUGGGACC
Messenger RNA from Lacerta agilis (Sand lizard), 1752 nucleotides. Its product is annotated as thyrotropin-releasing hormone receptor-like. Gene Ontology annotation, molecular function: thyrotropin-releasing hormone receptor activity. The transcript is spliced from 3 exons. Gene Ontology annotation, cellular component: membrane. Gene Ontology annotation, biological process: phospholipase C-activating G protein-coupled receptor signaling pathway. The coding region runs from base 109 to 1347 and encodes 412 amino acids. Lineage: Eukaryota; Metazoa; Chordata; Lepidosauria; Squamata; Lacertidae. The record is from RefSeq and is a predicted model, not a curated record.